AUGUUCGCUUCUUGUCACUGUGCGCCGAGAGACAGAGGGACUAUGAAAAUGAUUCAUUUUCGGAGCUCCAGCAUCAAAUCACUCAACCAAGAGAUGAAAUGCACCAUUCGGCUGCUGGACGACUCGGAGGUCUCCUGCCAUAUCCAGAGGGAGACCAAAGGACAGUUUCUUAUUGAGCACAUCUGCAACUACUACAGCUUGCUGGAGAAGGACUACUUCGGAAUUCGCUAUGUGGAUCCAGAGAAGCAAAGGCACUGGCUAGAACCUAACAAGUCCAUCUUCAAGCAAAUGAAAUCUCAUCCACCAUACACCAUGUGCUUUAGAGUGAAAUUCUACCCACAUGAACCCCUGAAGAUUAAAGAAGAGCUCACAAGAUACCUUUUAUAUUUGCAAAUUAAAAGAGACAUUUUUCAUGGUCGACUGUUGUGCUCCUUUUCUGAUGCUGCCUAUCUUGGUGCUUGUAUCGUUCAAGCUGAGUUUGGUGAUUAUUAUCCUGAUGAGCAUCCUGAGAAUUAUAUCAGUGAGUUUGAGAUUUUCCCCAAGCAGUCACAGAAGUUGGAAAGAAAAAUCAUGGAAAUUCAUAACAAUGAACUCAGAGGUCAGAGCCCAGCGAUUGCUGAAUUCAACUUACUCCUGAAAGCUCAUACAUUGGAAACUUAUGGGGUGGAUCCUCACCCAUGCAAGGAUUCAAGAGGUGCUACAGCAUUUUUAGGAUUCACCGCAGCAGGGUUUGUGGUAUUCCAGGGAAAUAAGAGAAUCCAUUUAAGAAAAUGGCCAGAUGUUUGCAAAUUCAAGUUUGAAGGGAAGACAUUUUAUGUGAUUGGCACCCAAAAGGAGAAAAAUUCUGUCCUAGCAUUCCAUACUUCAACACCAGCUGCGUGCAAGCAUCUAUGGAAAUGUGGGGUAGAGAACCAAGCCUUUUACAAGUAUGCCAAGUCAAGUCAGAUCAAGACUGUGUCGAGCAGCAAGAUAUUUUUUAAAGGAAGUAGAUUUCGAUAUAGUGGUAAAGUUGCCAAAGAGGUGGUGGAGGCAAGCUCCAAAAUCCAGAGGGACCCGCCUGAGGUGCACAGAGUCAACAUUACUCAGAGUCGCAGUUCUCACUCCUUGAACAAACAGCUCAUCAUUAACAUGGAGCCCUUGCAGCCCCUACUUCCUUCCCCCACCGAACAGGAAGAGGAAGAUCCUAUGACUGAGGGUCUUCCGUUGCCAAAAGAAGAUGUUUCUGAGCCACUGACUGUCAGCUCACCAGUGAAGGGAGCUCGGUGUGCAGAUCCUCUGAGAGAAGAGGAAGAUAAAGUGGAAGACCCCUUGACCAUCUCUGAACUAGCAUACAAUCCCAGUGCCAGCCUGCUCCCUACCCCAGUGGAUGAUGAUGAAAUCAACAUGCUCUUUGACUGUCCAUCUAGGCUGGAGUUAGAAAGAGAAGACAUAGAUUCAUUUGAGGAACUGGAAGCAGAUGAAAAUGCCUUUUUGAUGGCUGAAGAGGAGGAGCUAAAGGAAGCUCGUCAAGCUUUGUCAUGGAGCUAUUCCAUCCUGACCGGCCAUAUCUGGGUCAACCCCCUGGUCAAGAGUUUCUCCAGGCUCCUUGUUGUGGGCCUGGGGCUGCUGCUGUUUGUAUUUCCCCUGCUCCUCCUCCUUUUGGAGUCAGGUAUUGAUCUCUCCUUCUUAUGCGAAAUCCGUCAGACACCAGAGUUUGAGCAGUUUCACUAUGAAUAUUACUGUCCCCUGAAAGAGUGGGUGGCUGAGAAGGUCAACGUCUUCCUCUGUAUGCUCGGUUGUUCAUAGGUUCAUAUCUGAUGAGACUAAGGGCUAUCUUCAAUACUAGUGGUAUCAUUUUCAGUAGGUUUUGAUUAGCCUUUUCUCUAAACUAAAUGCUCAAACCUUGAAAUUAAGCGUAAGUAAAUUUAAAUCAAAUAUAACUCUUUUAGUUAUCCUUCAGAAAGACAAUCUUCAAGUAACCAAAAAAAGAAAAAUCUCCUUAUCAUACCAUAAUAUAUAGUACAUUGGAGUUAAGUAUUCCUGUUUCUUUAUUGUGAGCUAUAAUGUUCAGAAUCAGAAUUUUAGUAAAAAUACAACCUUUUUAAUAUAACUUUUGGUGAAAAUAAUGUCCUCUUACUGAUGCUUAUACAAAUAAGUUGAUGCUGGGGUUUUUUUUUCAGUUUUUUUAAAAAAAUAUUUUUAUGUGUUCUAACUAUUUUGGUAAAUUUUUAGCAAAAAAAAAAAGCUUUCUGAAGUUAUUUAAGUAUACAUAUUGUAAAACUAAUGCACAUGAAAUUUUUUAGUGUUUUGGCACCUGAUUUUUUUAAAGAUAUUUUUUGGCUAACUAAUCCCAUAAUUUAUUACCUGCAUAUGACUUUGUAAAAAGAUAGUAAAAAAACUAUAGUAAGUACUCAAAACAGAUGAUUGAACUAGAAGGUGUGAGCAAGGAGAACAUUGAGUUGACAUUGUGGGGUCCAGUUUUCAAAGUUUUGGACAAGAUAAUCUUUUAAUUUCAUUUGCAUUUUGCCCAUAUAUUUGAGCUGAGAAAGCAGAGUGUUUUUAAAAGAAAUUGAUGCUACUUGCAAUAGUAAAAUUGUAAAAGAUCCACUAGUUAAUUGUUUAUUGUUUACUAAUCUAUGUGAAAGCAGGCAGGAGUUUGGCAAAUAGAAAGUAGCAAGAAGAGUUCUAGUGAGACGGCUAGGCCAGAGGUGCUAAGCUUAUGGUUUCUUUUAUAGAAGUGAUGGUGAUAUAUGGCACUCAAUGUAAAGAGCUGCACACUCACUUUCUGGGUUCAUAAAAUCAUGUUUAGUUAAUAAAAGUGGAGAAAUUUUAAGGUGAAUUUUUGAGAUCCCUCAUGCUUUCAUUGUGAUUCUCUGGAUGAAAUUUCAAGGUGUGUGUGUGUGUGUGUGUGUGUGUGUGUGUGUGUGUGUGUGUGUGUGUGUGUGUAUGUGUGUUGUGGGUGUGUUGUAUGCGUGUGUGUGUAAGAGACAGAGAGAAGGGGAGAGAGAGAGAGAGAGAGAGAGAGAGAGAGAGAGAGAGAGAGAGAGAGAGAUUUUCUUUAUGGAUUUCUUUGCGUUCUAAACUCUUAUUGAGGCUUCCAUUAAAACAAUGACGUGAACCAAUAGAUGACACACCAAUUCUGUUUGGAUAAAGUAGACAAUGGAAGAGAAUAGCAGACAAAAGAAACGAUAAAUUCCUUCAUAUCAGUUGACCCAAGAUAGAAAAUGUCUGGUGCUUUCCAUUGCUGGUCACUUACCAACACCGUGUAAGGAGUAGGAAUCAAAGUAUAGAGAUUACAAUGUAAUUUUUACCUAUGCUGAAAAUAUCGCAUUGCUUUGGUUAUGAAGAGAUUGAACACACAAUCUCUACAUACUACCCUACAGUCAUGCUUACUUCGUGCAGCUCUGAGUGUUUUAUUAGAUGAUUAUUUCGAAAGUAAACUUUGAAAGUCAGCCUUGGGACUUUGAGUUGAAUGCAUUAUAAUAUAUACUUGCUAUUGCAUCCAUGAUUUAUACAGAUAUAGAAGUAUAUUUUCUAUGACUUGGACAUUAAGACAUUUUUGAAAGUUUGCUACCGAUCAGCAUUUUGACUGAAUUUUAAUUUUUCUCCUUUUCUUUUAUAUGACUUUGAAAUCAUACUCUCUAGAAUGGGAAAACUCCAGUGCAGUUGAUAAAAAAAAUUACUCACCUGUUUAAUUGUGCUUCAUAUUGUCUUUGAAGUGCUGACCAAGAUAACUCACCUGACUUUCUUCUUUUAAAAAUGUUUAAGUUAAAUAAUAUUUUUAAAUUAUGGAGAUAGCAUGUUUAUAUUAUAAAAUAUAAAAAGAAAAUAAGACAGAUAUAAAAUGUAAUAAAUGCAUGCAGAUUUAUAAUAAGGAGCAAGCUGCAGACAGUUUAGCAUUUACAGAUUGCAUCACCCUUCUCUUGAGGAACAGUUCAUUGUGGAGUAGAAAUUCUUUUAAGGAAAGACAGAAUAGGAACUUCCAAACUAAAACAAUAAUGAUAAGGCCUAAAACUGAAAUCCUAUAAUGCCAUUCAUUUGGUACAGAAUUAAAGCCUUUAAGAAAUACCCAUUUAUUGUAGAAUGAUUAAAUCAGUUUUUUAGAUAAAUGAAGAAGACAUUCUUCAAAAAAUAUUCAGUAUAUAGAAUAAUGAGAUUGAGAGUUCAAAGUAAGUACAUGAGAAUUUGAAUAUUCUGUAUCAUUGGUAUAUGUGUAUUUAUAAAAGAUAUGUAUUUAUGUGUUUGUAUAGAUAUAACCCACAUGCCUUUCAUACGUACUUACUUGUGCUAAUUUUGCCCCAGGUGAGGAAUUUGUGUAGUACUUUUGUUCCUUUCUUUCUCAUUUACUGUGAUAUCAAGAUAUGUAGAGUCUUAAGUACUUGAUUAUUUCAUGAAAGUACUUAUGUACAUUUGAGGGUUUGUGUACAUACACAGAAAAAGAGAGAGAGAGCAAGUAAAUAUACAUACAGUUGUUUUUAGUGCUAAUAUGAGCUCUAUAAUGAGAUUGAUGUAGGUAAAGGAUCAUAUAUUUCUGAGCUUGAAGCAUAAUGUGUGUUAUGUAUUUACAGAAUAUUUUGUAGUUUGUCUAAUAUUUAUGAACAUAAUUCUGGAAAGAAUUUACCAUGAGUUAAUUUCAUUAAAGUAACAAAAGAUAUGGGGGCCAUAAUAUUGUUAUUGAGCUGUAUCUUUGUAUACUGGAAUUAGCAUUUCUAUGUCAACAUCCAGAUUGUUUGUCUGUUAAUAUGGUGGCAGGAAUCUCUAAUAAAAUACUCUGGGGUAAAAUA
Arvicola amphibius (Eurasian water vole) is the source of this 4763-nucleotide messenger RNA. It is a transcript of the gene Frmd3, whose product is annotated as FERM domain containing 3. The transcript has 14 exons. Gene Ontology annotation, molecular function: cytoskeletal protein binding. NCBI's taxonomy places the organism in Eukaryota, Metazoa, Chordata, Mammalia, Rodentia, Cricetidae. Bases 1 to 1785 code for a protein of 594 amino acids. Gene Ontology annotation, cellular component: cytoskeleton. The record is from RefSeq and is a predicted model, not a curated record.